GGCUCUGUGUGCGGGGCGGCCUCCGCUCGGUCCCCGCCGGGCGCCAUGUGGGUGCUGCUGUCCCUCCUGGCUGUCGCGGCGCUGCUAGCGCCCCGCCGGAGCGCGGCUUCCCAGGAGGAGCAGCCGCCCGCAGUGCCUUCACCAACGGGGAUUGUAGUAACAUCUGAAAAUUUCAAAACAGUUUUGCAUUGGCAGUACCCACCUAUGUCUGAAACUCCACAUUUUAUUGUGGAAAUCAAGCCUUACAAUUCAGGUCGCUAUAAGAACGUCUCAACCUGUGUGAACACUUCAGCUCAUUUUUGUGACCUCUCAAAGGAAAUAUGUGACCCUUAUUCAUCUCAUUGGCUUCAAGUUAAAGCUGUUGUUGGGUCACAACAGUCUGAAUAUGUUGAGGCAAAUGAGUUUAUUUUGCAAAGGCACGGAAAAAUAGGACCACCAAAACUGAAUAUCUCAAGACAUGGUGAUAAAAUCCUGGUUGAUAUUUACCAUCCUGUAUUCCCUCAUUCUUGUAUUGAAGACAUUUAUUCAAAUCUGGCAUACUUGGUGACUGUUUGGGAUAGUGAAAAUAAGACUGAAGAGCUCUAUGAGGACAACUGUACAAUGCAAAAGUGUACCCUCAAAAUCCCAGUUCUUACUGAAAGUUCCACUUACUGUGUUUCAGCAAAAGGAAUUUUUGAUUCUCUGAUGGUUGGCACUCCAUCAGAGGAAAGUUGCAUUCCUGCUCCUCUCAGGCAGACAUCAAGUACACAUGGUAUCAUCAUUCUGUGUGUUGUUUUUGGGAUCUUGACGGUAAUACUGACAGUAUAUUGUGGCUGCAAGAAACUAAGGAAAAAUAACAUACAGCUGCCUAAGUCUUUGGUCAGUGUGAUGAGAAACCUGAACACGGGCGCCUUAAUGGGACCAAGAUCAGAGGGGAAGUAUAUAUCUGUAACAUCAGGCCUCUCGGAUUUGCCAGUGAAUGGUGAAGUAACCUUGCUGGAGAUAGAGUCAAAAGAACAAACUGCUAGUCCUGUGGAUUCCUGCGACGGAGAAUCUUCUGUCCCUUCCCCAGAGGCACCAGCCAAAGUAGAGGAGGUGCCUAUUCAGGAAGGCACAGAGGAGCUCUCUGUUGAUGCUGAUGAACAAAAUUGUGACGUAAAAGAGAGUUACUUCAUUUCUAACAGUAGCCAAAUGGAUAUAUGCAGUAAGUCUUCAGAGUCAGAGAUUUCUACUGCAGAAACACAGCCAACAGUCACUCCAAGCAGCUGCUUCAAGUUUUCUGGCUAUGACAAGCCUCACGUUCCAUUAGAUAUGUUGAUGAUAGAUGUUGGUGAAGAGCAGCCUGUGAAUGCUUACAGGCCAACUGAGUAGCCAAGAUAACUGAAGUGCUUAACCACAACUGAGAAAGAACAGCAUUACUGAAGGUUAUGGAAAGUCUAGAUUAAAUUGUGAACAUCUACAAGUUGUGCUUGUUCUGAUCAGUAAAAAAUUGAAAAUAGUACCUGAAAAUUGCAUAAAAAAUGUGGGGAAAAUUCAUAAUAACCACUUUUUAAAAUGCUUUUAUAUAUAACUCAUUAUUUCCUAUUUGAAAUAGUGCUGUGUUUUUUAACAAUACUCUAUAGAAAGCAUACCACUGACUAUAAAAGAGCAGCUGUACCAUUAUUCACUUCUGCUUCAAAUCUGGUUCAAAAUUAGUUCAAUGAAUAAAAUGCUUAAGAAAUCCUUCACUAGAUUAGACAUGUGCAAGAAAUGUUUAAGAGUUUUUACCAUUAUUGGAGGUAUCCUCUUGCUUAUCUUCUUCUUUUGAGGAAUUCAAAAUUCUUCUGGGACACUUUUAUCCUAAUUUUUAGAACAAUAUGUUCUCUAAAUAGAAAUUAAUAGAUUUUCUUCCAAGCAUGUUUUCUAGCAGGAUGAAAAUCACUGCCAUUUCACCUGUUUUAAUAACAUAAUUCAGGAACUAUGUAAAAUCACCCUCUAAAAAUAUGACUCAAGACAAUAGAAAAUAGUGUGAUUAAGUUGUACUUCAUAAGUUUUGUUGUCAUCUGACAGCCUUCUGAAUUUUGUAUCGUAGAGUUGUAGUUUUGAAAACUGAAUAUUAAGAAUUUUUUAUUUUUAUAUUUUUUUUCAUAUUGAAAUCCAUGUAAUCCAUUUAUUUCCCCUUAAUCAAGAUUUGAUAGGUAUUUUCUAUUUGUAGGAAAUGUUUAUAGCAAUUAUUAAUGAAGUUUAAUUCAGAAAAAAAGAACACUUUACGGGUACAAGUUGGUCCAUUCACACAAAAUUGUGGGUUUGUUUUAAAAGAUAUUUCUAUAGGAUUAUCAGAAUUGUUAGCCUGUUACAGCAGGUGGGUUUAAAGGAAAACCAGUGUCAUAGUACUUCUGUCCUUGCAUUUCUCAGUGAAGUUAAGGUGAAGUUAGUUUAUAUAGCAGUUUCGGGAGUGCUUCUAUUCUUGUAUAUAUCAGAUAUUGACCACAGUGGUACAAAAGAUUUAAAGACAAUAGCUAUUUUUCCCAGCACUCCUUACAGGAAGGUAACAGAUUGGUUACCAGGGUUUUGAUAAUUUUAGGAAAAGCCAAAUCAAGCAGGUGAAUUUUGUAGUUACAAUGUCAUGGAAAGCCCAGUUAGUAAUUAUUAGCUGGCUGUGAUUUGUUUCUGCAUUAUAUUCAAACAUAGUAAGACCCCCUAGCAACUUUUUCAAUGACAUGUUCUGGGCUGAGUUCCUAGAAGGCAGUGCUUAGUGACUAACUGCUGAGGAUGCACUACUGUGUAGGUCUUCCCAUGACAGAGGUGCAGAAAAUAACACUCUUGGUGUUACAAGAAGGCUUUUUGAAAAUCAGCAUUAAUUGCACUUGAAACUUCAACUAACCUGACUUUCCAGGUAGUGAUGUGGUUCAUCACUGAAGCUCCUAGCAGGCUGUCUACAAAGUACAUGAGCAGCUGUGUCUUGUGCAAAAAUUGGAGUUGAUGUAAUUUCUUUCUGAGUUUGGAGGUUUGUUGAUGAAUAUGAAUUGCAAUAAAUACGUCAGGAAUUUAUAAAUGUCAGAGAAGUGUUUAAGUUAAGCUUACUUCUGAAAGGAUAAAGAGAACAUUAAAAACUGUAAAGUUAGUCUUGUUUUUUGGGAAGAAGUUUCUGACCAGACAAUUUGCUGAGUAUUUUGUUUGCAACUGCUCAGAGUAUUUAACCUUGCACUUGGUUGCUUGUUUUCCUUCUGUCAGUUUUGUCAAAAAAGAAAUAAAAUGUUGAUGUUGUCCGGGAAUGUCAGGAAUUAGCUCUGGUAGUUGUUGGGUUUGAUGUAUCUGCCACAAAACCAAGAUUCUGUCAGAAGCAUGCUUUUUUUUUUUUUUUUUUUUAAAUUAGAUUUACAUUCUUAGCAGGCCCUGGUGCUGUUAGAACCAAGACUUAGCAUCUUAAUUUGUGUGAGCUAAGUUCUGGAAGUUUUUACUUUGCUGACACAGUGGAAGAGGAAUGCAGAUAGACACAUUAUAAAACCAAGUUGACUAUCUCAGGUUCUUUUCUCUUACCCCUGCAAUACAACUACAUUGUACAUUCUUCUGAAGCUUUCAAAUCCCAUAGAGUCAAAUGUGAGUAAAAGGACCCAGCCAGGAGCUAGGAUAUCUUUAAGAACAGUGAUGUUAAGAUCAAUAAGAAAUGACACAAAAAUAUAACAUACGGGAAAAAUUUGUCAUGGCAGCUAGUCACUUCUAUUGGAAAGGUGGUGUUAUUUUAGAAGCUGAAAAUCAAAAACAGUGGUAUGAGUGCUCUGUACUAUAUCAUGUAUAUAUACAACAGAACUGCUCUUGAAAUAAAACCAGGUUUAAUGUACAUUUAAAUCAAAAUUUCUGAACUGUAAAUACAGAAGCCAGUGAACUAGCACCAUCCCUGCAGACUGUCUUCUGUGUGCUGCAUACUUACCUAGCGGCACAGGGAUAGUUCAGAUGUCUAAAUUGCUCAGGCCAGUUUACAGCAUUUGUAGUUGUGAAAUAAGGAAGUUUAAGGGUGCACAAAGCACAGAAUCCUUUUACUAGCUGUGACUAGCUGAAAAUGUGAGGCCACAGGGAGACAGGAUGUGUUUCUGGGUCACUAAGCUCUGUUACCACCAGGCCUGUGUUUAGCAGUUGCCAGCAGUGGUAUUGAAAGCCUAAGAGUAGGGCAAGUCAUGGUGGUAAUUUCUGUUUGGAUAUGGUCCAGCAGCUUGUAGUGUGAGGAUUUCUUGGGAUGGGAAUGGAAAUGCCUUUCCUGCUACAGCUAGUUAGCCUUGCUUUUGCAGUUCUGUAAUACCAAAUAUCUGAGCAAUGUGGUUGGCAACCUGUCAGGUAGUAUUUAUCUGUACAUUUUCACUUAAUUGAGUUAAUUUAAUUGAUUCAUAUUCUUGUGAUGAAGUAGUUUGCUUGAGCUUCUGAAUAUUCAUACAUUGCACCUUGAUCCAGAAUAUGAAAGUGCCUAACAUUUAUACAUUGAAAAUAAGUUAAUACUCAUGCCUUUAUAGGCCUAUCAGCUAUCCAGUAUGACACACUUAAAAGGUUUUGCCACUUCAGACCUUUUCAGCUGAUUUUUAUUCUUGUCCUGGCUGCUUAGCAGUCCUCCCUUCCUCUUGCUUCAAGAUGAUUUGGGUGAUAAGACUCCAAAACGUUAUAUACUGUGAAAGAGAACUUUACUUUGGCCUCAUACCUGCCAACAUUUCUAAGAACUUCUUUGGUUCUUCUUCUCGAGUGGACAUUGUAACAUUGUAAUUUUUAUUAUUAGAUCUGCAGUUAACAAUGAAGUUUUGUGGCAGUACUGUGUGCUGGCACAAAAACAUAGAAGCUGCUUUUGUAUGGUUUUCCAAAUAAGUCAAUAAUAGUUUAAAAAAAAUUGUCAAAUCUACUGAUAUCUGUGGAAACAAGACAGUUGCAUGGAACAGACUCACUUUUUUACUACUUUUUUUUUUAAUCUUUUUUUUUAUCCUUCAUAGAAGAUUGCAGAAAAAGAAACUUGCAUGAGAAAACCUGUUUUUCUCAGGGUUGCUGAAGUAAUUUGCUCUGAAGUCAUUCCAUGUAAACAGUUGAGUAUUAAUAAGAGAUGUUGUACUUGGCUCAAAUUAAUAGUUUCAGCAUGUCUUUAAAAAAACAAAAACUCAAAAAGCAAAAAUGCACAACCAAAAUGACAAACCAAACACAAAGCACCUUUUAUCUCAGGGAAAGGUGACCUGUGUAGAUUCCUUUAGUGUGUUUUUUUUUAUAGUUCAGUCCUUUAUGAAGUUCUUGUUUAUUAAUACUCUUUCUCUAAUUGAAUGCCAUUGUUGGGCUGAAAUCUGUAAUGAAAUUCCUGUAAAUACUGUACUAUUUAAAUGUUCUUAUAUGUAAAUUAAAAAAAAAAAUCUAAGAAGGAAA
Molecule: messenger RNA, 5346 nt
Organism: Vidua chalybeata
Lineage: Eukaryota; Metazoa; Chordata; Aves; Passeriformes; Viduidae
Gene: IFNGR1
Product: interferon gamma receptor 1
Exons: 7
Coding region: 46-1350 (434 amino acids)
Cellular component (GO): membrane
Molecular function (GO): cytokine binding; cytokine receptor activity
Source: RefSeq, a predicted model, not a curated record